AUGGAAGAAUAAACUCAAGAACGUUUAUCCCAAUUACAAGACAUCCUAGCUCUAAAUGAGGUUCCUAAAAUUACAAAAAAGCUGACAAAAUUAGGAUUCUCAUGUUCUGAGUUACUUUAAUAAUUAAUUGAAACCAAUCAUAAUUAGGGCAUUCAAAUCCUGCAAUCAUAUUCAAACAACUUCACAGAAUUAAAAGGAAAAUCAUUCGUGGCCUUAAUCUUGUAUCUCUCAACUCAAGAACCCAAUAUUGAAGCCAUCUUAUAAGCUGACAAAUUAUUAUAGUCCACUCAAUAUGUGGGGACCUUUGUGAAGAACUACGAAAAGGCUAUUUAAGAUCAUAGUCCUUUUAGUCAAUAGAUUGUCAACCAUAUUGUCCAAAAUAAAACAAAUGUCCCAAAUUUCAAUCUCAUCUUUGAUAAAUUGUUCCAAAUUUGUAAAUAAAAACAAUUGGAUAAUAUUCACGAAUUCGAAUAGCUGAUGAACACUUAAAAGGAUGUUGUUUUAAUUAUUGACAAACCAAUAAUAAAGAUUUUCCCAUUGACUCCUAGAAUUAAAUCUGAGUAUCUACCCAAACACUUAUAAAUUAAGAAAACUUAAAAUGCCAUUUCUAAAUAAGAAGAACUGAGAUCAAUGCAGAGAAAAAAAAUUAUGACUAAAAAGAAAUUAAUGAGAGAACUUUAUAAGGAAUAAAAUCAAUUGCAUAAAAUUAAAAAGGACAAGCUUCUUCAUCAACUUGACAAACAAAAAGAUGGAUAUAAAAAAGGAUUGAGAUUGUUGGAAGAACAAUAAAUGGAAUUAAAAAAACUCAAAACUAUGCAACUCAAUAUCAAGAGACACAAAAAGAAAUCAUCAAGAAAGGGGGGAAAUAAACAUUGA
Paramecium tetraurelia is the source of this 876-nucleotide messenger RNA. RefSeq lists its product as uncharacterized. NCBI's taxonomy places the organism in Eukaryota, Ciliophora, Oligohymenophorea, Peniculida, Parameciidae. The record is from RefSeq and is a predicted model, not a curated record. The transcript has 2 exons.